Colletotrichum navitas is the source of this 192-nucleotide messenger RNA. RefSeq lists its product as uncharacterized. The record is from RefSeq and is a predicted model, not a curated record. The coding region runs from base 1 to 192 and encodes 63 amino acids. Lineage: Eukaryota; Fungi; Ascomycota; Sordariomycetes; Glomerellales; Glomerellaceae. The transcript is spliced from 3 exons.
AUGACCCGUGGCAACCAGCGCGAUAAGGCCCGCGAGGCGGCCCAGAAGAAGGCCGCGGCUCAGAAGAAGGGGAACACCAUGAGCGGCACCGAGAUGCAGCGGGCCAAGGAGACUGCCGCCGAGAUCAUGCGCCAGAAGCAGGCCGCCGCCCCCGGUCCCGACGUGUUGGUCCAGGACAGCGAGGCCGUUUAA